AUGGAAAUCGUGCGAGACACCAGCUACAAUACGACGAUCCUCACAGAGCUCGAGCUCGUCGCCGUGGUCGUAGACUGCAGCUCCACUCAGCUGAUGACAGGAGAUCCUUCGAUUGUUCGGGUUUUCAACGUGGUACGGUCUACUAAAGACCCGACAGACGUGUCCUUAGUGGAGGUAUCGCUGUCGGUGCAAGACUUCACCAUGUGGUCGUACAAGAAAUACGGACCUGCGAUUGUGGGCAUGGUUACGGUUAUCCACGACAUGCAGGCAGAUAUCACUAAGCAGAUCUACAUGAUGGCGCCGACGUAUCCGUAUCAGCGCUCUAUGGAGUUCGAGAUUUUCGACUUCAUACGGAUAACCAACAACAGCUACAGAGAACUGCAAAGCAUCCCGAAAGACCCGGAAACAGAGCCAGUAAAGCACCUGGUUACGUCACGGAAACGUGGGUUUUUCGAUGGUGAUGUCCAGGCCAAUAUCCACUCCAUGUACUCCGUACUGGAUAAGACCGACACCAAGAGUGCUCUAGCGAGUUGGGAGUGGUUUGGUGAAUCUCAGAUCGAAGAUACGUGGGCGUGGGUGCAUGGGGUUCAUCUCGUUUUCGGCGUGCAGACGCUAGAUUCGCUACUCGUCUUGUUCCUCGUGUCGUACCAGAACUUUCGAGCCGGUAAAAUCUGGAUCGGAGACCCCUUUUCGUCCGUGACGACUGCAACGUUUGUGGGUCGUGGACUUCUCGUGGUGCUUUCGUGGUACGUCAACUCGUUCUGGACUCUGUUCGAGUUCGCGAUGUCCAAUGCUGCAAUCUUAUCAGGCACCGGAAUUGUUCACGUGCACAAAGAAUUGGUCCACGCUGAUGUUCUGGUCGUGUAUCUCGGUCUUGUGGCUUUCGUAAGCUGGUUAGCUCGCGAGCGCAUUGAUCCUUCGGUGGCUAUCUUUAUGUUCGAGAUUAUUCACAAGCAUCGCUUGAGCUUCAUUGAAAUCUCUCCUCCAGUGUUGCAUAAGAUCGUGACCUACUCGAAUAGUAUUUUUCAACUUGGUAUCGCCCCAAAGACGCCUGCUGUUGCCGAGAUGUCUCCACUGUCGUUCUGGCGUACCUUUCAGAUUCCGACAAAGGAUGGUACCUUUCUGGCGGCAUCGUUCUUUCCUAAAAUCAGCUUGUUGGGGAUGAUCGGGUGCUAUGCCGUCAUGCGCAAGGUAUAUCGGUAUUUCUUCCCGGAAAGAGUUCAUCAUAGGUCGGGUCAAAGCACGAAUGUUUCGGGUAACGAGAAGGCAGCACUUGCGUUGAAAGGGAACUUCACAAACUUUGAGAUAUCGACGGGUGCAGAACUUCAGACACGCUUCGGUAUCAUCUCGGACUACAAGAACUACGUGUACUUUAAAGGCAUGAAAUUCGCAUCUGCGGACGGCGUCUAUUGCUCCGGGUAUGUGAUCGUAAACAACAAGUUCCUGGUGGGAACCAAACAUUUACUGGCCAUUAUUAUGAUGAAACUGGUGCGUGCUCGCUUCACCAAUGUCUACACGUACGAAGUGGAUGGGAACACUGUCAAAGAUACAGCAAGACUGGUGUACCCAGAGACGUUCACGUGGUCCGACUUGUGGCGUCUGAAUGUCGGGGUGCUGCUUUAA
Messenger RNA from Phytophthora infestans T30-4, 1623 nucleotides. RefSeq lists its product as uncharacterized. The transcript has a single exon. The record is from RefSeq and is a predicted model, not a curated record. Bases 1 to 1623 code for a protein of 540 amino acids. Lineage: Eukaryota; Oomycota; Peronosporomycetes; Peronosporales; Peronosporaceae.